ACACAACAACAAGCGCGUAUAUAUAUAAAUAAGUUUAAAAAUAAAAACAUUCCGUUUUAAAUCAAACUGAUAUUCAAUUUUCCGGGCGCGCAAAUUACUAUACGUGCCACACGCACACAUUUCGGUCAAACAGCUGUCUCGCCGAGCGAAACACACAGCACCCGAGAGAUUGUUGUUGCUUCCAACACAAGCAAAGCAAACCAACAACAACACUCAUAUAAUAAUAUUUUGCCGCUCACGCUCUAUAAACGGUCAGCAGAACUUGGCCCAUUUCAUCCUCAAUAUUGGGAAUCAUAUCAGUUUGUUCUGUUCACUUCGUCGUGGCGCACGGGAGGAAUCAAAGGCACAGCAGCGACGAGCUCUCGCAAUGAUUUUUCAUACCUUAAGCGGGCACAACGACAGUAGGUCCGGCCCAGCCCAGUCUCAUUGUCAGUUUCAGCGAUAUGCGCUACAUAAAACCGGAGCCGUACUAUGAAGGGCUUCCACCGUUCAACGUUACUGGCAGCCCGUUCAAUGUGGUGCCGAUACACAACUAUCCGGAGCUGAUGAAGGAAACCUGCGCUCUGAUCAACUCGGAAUGGCCCAGAUCCGAGACGGCGCGAAUGAGAUCCCUGGAGGCUUCCUGCGACACAUUGCCAUGCAGUUUGGUCCUCACCACAGAGGGCUUGUGCCGGGUGAUAGCUCACCUCAAGCUCAGCCCCAUUACGGCGAAGAAGAAGGCCUGCUUUGUGGAGAGUGUUGUCGUGGACAAGAGCUACCGGGGUCAGGGAUUUGGCAAGCUGAUCAUGAAGUUUGCCGAGGACUAUUGUCGCGUUGUGCUGGAUCUGAAGACAAUCUACCUGUCAACCAUCGAUCAGGAUGGCUUCUACGAGCGCAUCGGCUAUGAAUAUUGUGCGCCCGUGUCCAUGUACGGGCCGCGUCACUGCGAGUUGCCCAGCUUACAAAAUGCCAAAAAGAAAUACAUGAAGAAGGUCUUAUAGACAUCAACGCCAGUAGUAGUAGUGAGAAUAGCUACGAUGAACAGUGCCGAGCAGGAACAGCAGCAGCAACCCGUUGCCGUUAACUAGUCAAAGUAAAAUGGUAAAAGGUUCCGUGUUCCCCCUGCCAGCAGCUGUGCCCGUAGUCUGAUCGCAUUUUGCCAAUUUAGGGGAAUUAGGGGAAUGUGCCACAAUGCCACACACACGCGCAUUGGUAGGCUGCAGCAUAAGCUUUUGAUUCCAUUACACCGAUAAGCAAUAUUCAUUCAUGAUACGCUUGUGUUGAUUUUUAAAUAAUACUUUCCGCGUGUAUUUUGUAAACUUUUUGGUUCUUUUUGUAUGACAAAAGUCAACCGGGAUUUGUUUUUUUUUGUAUUUCUUUUCCUAUUGGUUCAAAAAAUUGUUAUCCUAAUCCUAAAUUAUAUAUUUGUGAUUGAUUGUGUAAUCUUAUGAUGAUGUGUUAAUAGUUUUGCUCAAGCGUGUGCGCAUAAAUGCUUUCUAGACGAAUAUCUACCUGCCCAUGAUAAUAAUAAGGAUAUCUGUCAAGUAUCUUCCAAACGAAACAUAGCAUAGAAACAUAUCGAGCCCUAGCAUUAAGCACCAAACAAAGGCAAUAACUUAUAAUAAAGAUAUGUACGUAGCAAAAUGUAAA
Drosophila subobscura is the source of this 1629-nucleotide messenger RNA. It is a transcript of the gene Naa80, whose product is annotated as N-alpha-acetyltransferase 80. Gene Ontology annotation, cellular component: cytoplasm. The transcript has 3 exons. Gene Ontology annotation, molecular function: N-acetyltransferase activity; acetyl-CoA binding. NCBI's taxonomy places the organism in Eukaryota, Metazoa, Arthropoda, Insecta, Diptera, Drosophilidae. Bases 444 to 980 code for a protein of 178 amino acids. Gene Ontology annotation, biological process: protein acetylation. The record is from RefSeq and is a predicted model, not a curated record.